GCAGGACGUAGAAAAGUAUUAUGCCCGGCCUGAGGUGCAAAAAUGGGCUGUCGAAGAUUACAUGGCCAUGAAUGUGCUGCUAAGCGAGGACUGUUGGAGGCGCCGCUCUGCCACUGUUUUAGCUCCUGGGCGAGGGAGGCCCGGGCCGUGUUGGCAGUGGGACCUUUCCGCCAAGAGCGACAACCACGCCAAGCUCCCAACAUGUCCGUCUUUCUCCCCCUGCUAUCUCCUUAACGGGCGCCUCCGCCUUCUCUUCCCUUCCCCGGCAGGACCCGCCCGCGGUGCGGCCUGUCCCCUCCCUCCUUGGGAGCAGCCGGCGGCUGCAAAGCGGGGAAAGGGGAGGGUCCAGAGCGCUCGACGGGCGCGCUGAGCCGGGCACGGAGCAAGGCUGGCGUCGGUCACAACAGAGCAGAGCCUCCGGCCGCCCGCGCUGCUGCGGCAUGUCUGAGGCUGGCGCGGCCGGGCUUGGCGCUGCCGCGGCAGCAGGAGCAAGCCUUGGGGGCAACGGUGGCGGCGGCGCCGGAGCGCUGCAGCAGGGCUCCCCGUCCGCUGGAGGGUUGCCUGCUUGUGGACCCGCCCGAGCUGUUAUCGCUGCAGCCGCAGCUGCUACUGCUGAGAGCCCUGCAGGAGGAGGCAGUGGAGGUGGUAGUAGUAGCAGUGGCGGCAGUGGGGGGCUCGGCUCGGCUCGUAUCGCGGGGAAGAAGGCACAGCUCCGCUCUGCACCCCGCGCCAAGAAGCUAGAGAAGCUGGGAGUUUACUCUGCCUGCAAGGCAGAGGAUUCUUGUAAAUGUAAUGGCUGGAAAAACCCUAACCCACCUCCUACUCCACCCAGGGUAGAUCUGCAGCAGGCUGUUGUGAGCCUUACUGAAACAUGUCGUAGUUGUAAUCAUGCACUAGCUGCUCACGUUUCCCAUUUGGAGAAUGUCUCAGAAGAAGAAAUGAACAGGCUGUUGGGAAUUGUGUUGGAUGUUGAGUAUCUCUUCACCUGUGUUCACAAAGAAGAAGAUGCAGAUACCAAGCAGGUUUAUUUCUACUUAUUCAAGCUUUUGAGGAAGUGUAUAUUACAGAUGGGGAAACCUGUUGUAGAAGGAUCUUUGGAAAGUCCCCCAUUUGAGAAACCCAGUAUUGAACAGGGAGUUAAUAAUUUUGUGCAAUACAAAUUUAGUCAUCUACCAUCAAAAGAGAGACAAACAAUAGUAGAAUUGGCUAAAAUGUUUCUAAAUCGCAUCAAUUACUGGCACUUGGAAACACCUUCUCAGUGGCGACUAAGGUCACCUAAUGAUGACAUUGCUGGCUAUAAAGUAAACUAUACAAGAUGGUUGUGUUACUGCAAUGUCCCCCAGUUUUGUGACAGUCUACCUCAGUAUGAAACCACACAAAUUUUUGGGAGAACACUGUUGCGCUCAGUCUUUACUGUUAUGAGACGACAACUUCUUGAACAUGCAAGACAGGAAAAAGACAAACUUCCUCUUGAGAAACGAACACUAAUCCUAACACAUUUUCCCAAGUUCCUGUCCAUGCUGGAGGAAGAAGUGUACAGUCAAAGUUCUCCUAUCUGGGAUCCAGAUUUCAUAACUUCCUCUUCUCGAAGCAGCCAACUAGGCAUCCAAACAGUUAUUACCCGUCCUCCUGUGGUAAGAUCUGUUUCAUAUAGUUCAAGUCCUUCAUCUUUAGAACAACCCAGUGGAGGAACUAUGAGUCCUGCUUGCAAGACUGCUUCUGGCCUGGACCCAAACCUAGGAGAAAAAAGAAAAAUUAAUGAAUGUUAUUCUGUGGAGAGUGCUAAGAAGCCACGGGUUGUAGGAGAUAUUCCUAUUGAACUGAUCAAUGAAGUGAUGUCAACUAUUACAGAUCCAGCAGCAAUGCUUGGUCCAGAGCAGACUAGUUUUCUAUCUGCACACUCAGCCCGGGAUGAAGCUGCAAGGUUGGAAGAGCGUAGGGGAGUGAUUGAAUUUCAUGUGGUUGGAAAUUCCUUAAAUCAAAAACCAAAUAAAAAGAUUAUGAUGUGGCUGGUUGGCCUACAGAAUGUAUUCUCACAUCAGCUACCCAGAAUGCCAAAAGAGUAUAUUACUCGUCUAGUCUUUGAUCCGAAACACAAGACCCUUGCAUUAAUAAAGGAUGGUCGUGUGAUUGGUGGUAUCUGUUUCCGGAUGUUCCCAUCUCAAGGAUUUACGGAAAUAGUUUUCUGUGCUGUGACAUCUAAUGAACAAGUCAAGGGUUAUGGAACACAUUUAAUGAAUCAUCUGAAAGAGUAUCACAUUAAGCAUAAUAUUCUCAACUUCCUUACGUAUGCUGAUGAAUAUGCAAUUGGCUACUUCAAGAAACAAGGGUUUUCAAAAGAUAUUAAAGUACCAAAAGCAAAAUAUGUAGGCUAUAUUAAGGACUAUGAAGGAGCAACUUUAAUGGGAUGUGAAUUGAAUCCAAGGAUUCCUUACACUGAAUUUUCAGUCAUCAUUAAGAAACAAAAAGAGAUCAUUAAAAAAUUGAUUGAAAGAAAGCAAGCACAGAUUCAGAAAGUUUAUCCUGGCCUUUCUUGCUUCAAAGAUGGAGUACGACAGAUCCCCAUAGAAAGUAUUCCUGGAAUUAGAGAGACUGGCUGGAAACCAAGCAGUAAAGAGAAGGGUAAAGAACCCAAAGAUCCAGAUCAACUUUACAGCACACUAAAAAACAUUCUACAACAGGUCAAGAGCCACCAAAGUGCUUGGCCUUUCAUGGAACCAGUGAAGAGAACAGAAGCUCCUGGAUAUUACGAAGUUAUAAGAUUCCCCAUGGAUCUGAAAACUAUGAGUGAACGACUGAAGAACAGGUACUACGUAUCUAAGAAAUUAUUCAUGGCAGAUAUGCAGCGAGUGUUUACGAAUUGCAGAGAGUACAACCCACCUGAAAGUGAAUAUUACAAAUGUGCCAAUAUACUGGAGAAAUUCUUCUACACAAAAAUUAAAGAAGCUGGAUUAAUUGACAAAUAAUUUUCUUCUCAUGCAAUUAAGAUGCCUAAUUUAACAGCAGAAUAUGCAGUUCUUUCAUUAGAUUUGAAACUUGUGUUUAUUAAAAAAAACUUUCUUAACUAGCACUUUUAAACAUGUAAUAUAGAAGAGUUUAUUUUAUUAAAGUAUUUUUAAAUGUACACUUGCAUGCCCUUUUGCAGUGUAUUCAAUUUUUAUUAGAUGUAUUGCACAAACUGUUUGGAGAUUUGGAAAGGGUAAAUUUCCAAGCAGUGAAUAUUUAAGCUUAAUGUAUCAGACUGAAAAAUGGCUUUUUAUUUUUACAGCAAAGAAUUUAAUGAAGGGGGAAAUGAGUUAUAUAUAUAUAUUUUAAUGAAAUAUUCAGCUAAGAGAAGGUGCUAUGAGAGAGAAAGAACUACUUUAAGCUAUAAGAAUGGAAUUCCCUUACAGGUAGUCCUUGACAUACGACUAUUUGUUCAGAAACCAUUUGAAAUUAUGAUGGCACUGAACGAAGGGACUGAAAACCAGUCCCUGAAGUUAGGGCUGUUGCAGCACCUCUGCAGUCACAUUAUCAAAAAAUCGGGCGCUUAGCAGCCCACCUGCACUUAGAACCACAGGGGCACUUCAACUCUCCCCACCCACCUCUCCCCCCCUAUCUAGGCCCUUUUGGCUCCCUAUACUCUGCUGCCCUAGCUGACCUUCGCUGUCUUGCUCCUGCUACUGACCAAGCACACCCAACCUGGCCCUUCACAAGGCAGCUGCUGGCCACGUCAGGUUUUCUUCCCAAGGUUGCGCAUGGCAGUUUCCUUGAGAGACCUAUGGAACAUGGCUUCAUGUGGCCAGCAGCUGCCUCAUGAAGGGCCAGGGUGAGCACGCCUUGUCAGCAGCGGGAGCAAGAAGAUGAAAGUCAGCUGGGAAAGUGGAGCACAGGGCGGCAGGGGCCUUGGAGUGAAGGGUGGUAAGGGUGACCGAGUGGGAUGGCUGGGGCUUACCAUGGUGUGGCAGCUCUGCACUGCACUGUUGGGGCUUCAUGGGGUGCGGCAGCUUUGCAUUACGCCGGUAGGCCAGUCUGGGGCUGGGCUUCAUGCAGUGCAAAGGGGCAUCCUGGCGCAGCAUGGGUCUGGGACUUUUUGCCUUUUGCAGCCCCAGAGUGGUGGUGCACCAGGAAACCCCUUUGCACUGUGCGAAGCCCAGCUCCAGCCUGGUCCAACAGUGCAGCACAAAGGGGCUUCCUUGCAUAUUACGGCUUUGGGGCUGCUAAAAGCUUGCAGCCCCAGAGCUGCAGCACACCAAGUAGCCCAAGCUGCAGCAUAUUCUUUCUCUGGCCUGCCUUAGCUUCUGCUGCACCACAGCAACCCGUCCCCCAACUCCUGCACAGCCUGCGCUAGCUCUCCCAGACCUCCCCCCUUGCGCAGCACCCCUGUGUUCUUUACUGGAAAUCCUGACUCUCCCUGCUUAACGACCCACAUCGUGGGGUUACAACAGCAACUGGGAGUGUCAUCGCUAAAUGAUGUAAUCAUGUGACAUCGCGCUAUAUGACUGCAUUGCCUAGCAACAGAAAUUCCAGUCCCAAUUGUGGUCAUAAAUCAAGGAUUACCUGUAUAGGGUGCAUGUUAAACUUCCUAUAUGAAUUUGAUUCUUAGCAUUUGCAUUUCAAGGAAAAUGUAGCAUUAUUCUGACUUAGGUCAAGUUCUGAAAAGGACAACAAAGUCUGUUGAUCCAAACUGUUGCUUAGUCUUUUGGUAGAGUGAAUAAAUUUAAAACAAUACUAUUUCUACUAUUGAACCCAGUCUAGCAAUAGCUUUGUCUUUAUAGAUUUGUAUGGACCUUUAUGCAUGAAAGCCAUUUUGCCCUCAAAAGUACAAUUGGUGCUGCAAUGGAUGGGUGGAAUGGACAAGAGUUUGGAUUUUCAUACAGGGCUUAGCCCUGGGUAUAUUAUAUAUUGAUUGAUGCACAUACACCUAAAGGAUACGUCCCUAAAGAACGUGCAUUUAACUGCACAAUGUGAUCAGUAGUACCUGAUAGGAAACCACAUCUAAUCUUAAUUAGAUGGGAAUAUCUCCCCCACUUAAAUAUAGCAGGUGCUGAUAUACCCAAUUUUUUCUCACAGCUAUUUGCACAUUGCAAAGUGGUAGUAGACUUAAACAUACUUUGAAUAUAUGCCCUGAAGUCUGAAGUCAUAACUAACAAGAUUUGAUUUUAGUGGUCAAUUCAGAGCUUGACUGCAUCCAGUCCAAUGCCAUGUUGCCUACAAUUUGCAUUUGGCCAUAGGUGACAUGUUAUAAAAGCAGGUUUGCGUAUACUCUUAUCCCAUUAUUAACAUAUAUUAACUUCCACACAGACUGAUACUAUACUAGUUUAUUAAAAUUCUAUAAUAAAAUUCCUAGAAUUUUAUUAAUCCCAUAUAUUUUUGAGUUGUUUCUUAUACUAUACAUAAGAAAUAAACUUCAUUUGAUGUGAAUAGUUUUUAGGGAAGCCAUACUCAUUAACCACUCAGUUCAACAGUGUAUCUCACAACACUGGAGGGGAAAGUAAGAUACCUCUAGUAUAUAUAUUGAAAAUUUACUGAAAUCUCAUAUAGUCUGUUCAUGCUGAAAUAUUUCACUGGUAAACUUGCAGACAGUAACAAACUACAUUACAGAAGGUUUUUUUUUCCCCGGCACAAUGCCUAUAGUAAUGUUUAUUCUGAUUAGUUGAGCCUUGCUAGAAGGAAAUGGUACAAAAUAAAAUGGUAAUAUAGAAAUGCCUUAGUGCUUUAUAUAAAUCAGAAUGGGCUUUGUAUUUAAGGUACAAUGAUGCAAACUUUGUUUUAGAAUAUUUAAAUAGUAAUUUUCAAGUAUUUUGUAAACUGGGCCAACAGAAUCACCUCUAAAGCUUGAUAUCCUGUGAAAGUGUUAUUUUCAAAGAUUCUUAUUGUCUUGAAAUUAGAGUCUCUUCUAUAUUGAGAACAUUUUGGUUUCUAAUUUAAAGAUUAUUUUCAUAGAUAUUGUGCAAUAAAGUUAUAUACAGUACGUGUUUUAAAUACUUUAACUGAAAUUUUACAUUUGUAAAAUUAUUUAUUGUACUGGUAUAAAAUGGUUUUAAAUUAUAUGUAUAAUAUUGAUCUUGUGUGCUAUUUUGUAAUUUGCAUAUAAAAAUACCAGACAUACUCA
Candoia aspera is the source of this 6094-nucleotide messenger RNA. RefSeq names its product lysine acetyltransferase 2B (gene KAT2B). Lineage: Eukaryota; Metazoa; Chordata; Lepidosauria; Squamata; Candoiidae. The coding region runs from base 441 to 2966 and encodes 841 amino acids. Gene Ontology annotation, biological process: chromatin remodeling; positive regulation of transcription by RNA polymerase II. The transcript has 18 exons. Gene Ontology annotation, molecular function: histone H3 acetyltransferase activity; protein binding. Gene Ontology annotation, cellular component: nucleus; ATAC complex. The record is from RefSeq and is a predicted model, not a curated record.